Molecule: messenger RNA, 1737 nt
Organism: Neolamprologus brichardi
Lineage: Eukaryota; Metazoa; Chordata; Actinopteri; Cichliformes; Cichlidae
Product: 7 transmembrane receptor domain-containing protein
Biological process (GO): G protein-coupled receptor signaling pathway
Cellular component (GO): neuron projection; plasma membrane
Molecular function (GO): neuropeptide binding; neuropeptide Y receptor activity
Source: RefSeq, a predicted model, not a curated record
AUAACCUAAUUUGCUCAAGUGAAGAGAUACCACACAGGGAUUUUCUAAGUGCCUCCAAUUUGCACAGGCUGGCGUGCAGAGACAUGGAUGUCUUCAUGGAUAAGGAUUUCAGUAUGACUGGCAACACAAGUCAUGAAACACCACGAGCAAGAAUAGAAGGAAACAAAGACCAAGGACUCAACCACAGCGACCCCUUGGACAUGUUCAUAGGCAUAGAGCUCCUUCAGCGAUACAAGCCUCUCUUCCUGCCUCUGUACUGCCUUGUAGUGGUAGUAGCUGUUGUUGGAAACUCCUUCCUUUUAGCUUGCAUCCUGGCUGACAAGAAACUCCACAAUGCCACCAACGUUUUCAUCGGUAACUUAGCAGCAGGUGACCUGUUGAUGUGUUUGACUUGUGUUCCGCUGACAGUGUCUUACGCCUUCGACAGCCAUGGCUGGGCUUUUGGAAGACCUUUCUGCCAUUUGGUUCCCUUGCUGCAGUGUGCCACAGUAUUUGCAUCAGUGCUUUCACUCACUGCUAUUGCUGUGGACCGCUAUAUUGUUGUAGCUCAUCCAGUACGGAGGAGGAUUUCUGUGUGGGGUUGCGGUGCAGUGACUUUGGGUGUCUGGCUUUUAUCUUUGGCCCUGGCCGCACCUCCAUCUUACUACACAGACUACCUGGACCUGCGGCCCACGGGCAUUGACCUGGUAGUGUGUGAAGAAUUCUGGCCAAAUAGUGGCAAUCUGCGGCUUCUCUACUCUUGCUUCAUUUUAAUAACCUCAUAUAUGAUCCCACUGCUGUCAGUUAGCGUAUCCUACUGUGCCAUUACUAUCAGUUUGAAGCGCUAUUCAGUGCCUGGGGAGCCAUCAAACAGUCAGCAGCGCUGGAGCCAAAGGAGGAAGAAGACUUUCUCUCUGCUGGUGGCCUCAGUGCUGGCCUUUGCCCUGUGUUGGCUGCCUCUCCAGGUGCUGAACCUGUUGCUGGACUUGGACCCGGACUUCCAUAUUAUGGGCAAGCGCUACAUAAAUGUCUUACAAGUAUGUUGCCACUUAGUGGCUAUGAGUUCUGCAUGUUACAACCCUUUCAUUUAUGCCUCACUGCACAGCAAGGUGCGAAUGCACCUCAAAGGUUAUCUCUGUCCUUGCCACAACCACCAGAGAAGGAUGGUGGAGAGAUCCAGGAGUUGAACCCACAAUGCAACUGUAGCAGCUCUUGAUAUGCAGAGCCCAUUCUUAUCCGCAAGUUAGCACCUGCACCCCAGCAUGAGCGUUAAUGUCUGAGACAUCCAGGAGAAUACAAUGCAGCGGUUCAAAUUUUAUUUAAACCAUUUUCUUCAUGCUUUACCAGCAUGUUGUGACAUCAUGGCAUUUAGUCCUUUCUUGUAGCAUCUUCUAAGGCAGUGCUAAAAAAACAACAACAAAAAAAAACACUGCUUACAAAAAAGAUCUAAUGAUGGUAAAGAAGAAAGAAGACCAGUGAAGAGUCCACUGGGAUCCCUGUGUUGUGCUUAGAUGGCAGUGCUGCAGAGGCUAAGCAGACGCUGCAGCUUUGAAAAGGCCAGUGGGGGUAUAAACAGUAUUCAGCUGUAGCAGACUUAUGCUUGAGGCUGAGAUCAUGGGUGUUAACACUGGUUACAUGGACCGGUUUGCUUAAACAUUAAACACUUGACUUCAGGGAGCUGACCGUACAGUGAACUCCUCAAACCAGAUGUGGAUCAGGAAAAUACAUGUGAUAGUUUUAUGUUGUCCACAGAACUGA